GGAUAUCAGAGCAUCAGUUCGGUAAGCGUUUGAAUUCACGAGGUAUGUAGCCCAGCAGUCGUUGCUGGCUCAAGCGGCAGUUUCGUCUUCGUUUCAUUCUCUCUGAUGACUUCGAUACACAGGAAAGUUAGCCUCUUCUAGGCGUGCCAACAUGACUCGGGAUGCGCUGAAAGUGGGCAAAUCGCUGUCAAAUGCGAUUGCCGUCCACAAGAAAUAUACCGUCCAGUCGACCGGCAUCUGGGAGCGUAUUCGCCGCCUUCUAGCCGUCGACCCUACCCGAUCUACCGGUGUCCCAUUGAACCCUCAGUACCGUUGGCCUACGCCAGGAUCUCUCCCCCCGGAAUCGUACGAUGACCCUGUCACUGUUCCUGCCGCUGAUAUCGCCGACAACCCCUACUGGAAGCGAGACACGCGCAGAAACUACCCGAGACUGAGCGUGGUUAACCAGGCGGAUGUUGUGGGUCUCCUCAGCGUAGGAAGCAAGGCCGCACCAAAGGAGGAUGUUCUGCAGAUCGGAGAAGCUGGUCAGAAGCAGCUGGUUGCGGUGAAGCAGGAAGGUGAGGAGCGCGGUCUUGCCGCUCUGUUCGAGAAGGACAAGAAGGGUAUUCAGGGUAUCCUGGGACCUAACGGAUUGCCGCCUCUGCCUGCCAACUUGAACCCGGAGCCGAGAUACAAGCUGGGUGCCGAGCAGGCUUAUCCAGAGAAAUAUCCUUGCCGUACCUUUGUCUAAAUAUAUUCUCUCUCUCUCUCUCUCUUAUUAGGUCGUUUCUCGAAGAAAUCAGUUUAUUAUGUCAUCACAUUGGGACCUCUUGCGCGAGCCAAUCUGUCAUAUUAGAUUUCCUUUCGAACGGCCUCCCUUGUCAUCUGGACUCGGUGGUAUGGUUAUGUAGAUUCUGUGUUAUAUCUUGCAAAUGAGAAUAGUAUUCACGGCUAUAGUGAGUCCUAUCAUUCUAACCACUGGUUCUUGUGCGUGAGGAACAUCUUUAGAAUAUAGGUAGGGGCGGAAAUGUGCGACUUUUCUACCUGUGAAUAUCCAAUCGAACGCUGCGCA
Messenger RNA from Paecilomyces variotii, 1051 nucleotides. RefSeq names its product putative NADH-ubiquinone oxidoreductase 21 kDa subunit. Bases 152 to 730 code for a protein of 192 amino acids. NCBI's taxonomy places the organism in Eukaryota, Fungi, Ascomycota, Eurotiomycetes, Eurotiales, Thermoascaceae. The record is from RefSeq and is a predicted model, not a curated record. The transcript has 3 exons.